AUGCUCGAUGAUAUAACUAUUCAAAUAUAUGAAAGCACUCUGCCCAUUACUGUGAUCGGAGAAACAAGAUAUUCACUGAUACGUAGUUUCCAGGAAUACGUUGGCACUGAGUACACCCCCAUCAACAUGGAUGCCAGGCUCAUGUGGUCGAUCAUCGAUCCUUUUGAUAUGGUGGACACUACUGAUCUGGAGUGGGAGAAGACGUUCAUUACACACAAUCCAAGCAAACUAUUCAAGUCGUCAAAACAGGUUAACCUUCUUGGUCCACAGCCUGGUAGGCCUUCUCUACCCAGUACCAUACAUGAGUCUCUUAACACGUGGAAUGUUACUCCCAUGAAAGCAGCAGAGAAGCACAAAGGUCGAGCAUCUGAUACCUUUGACAUCAAGCAAACCAUACCGGACAAGUGUAUAGUGCAAGGUCAAGCCUCUGAUACCAUCUUCAAGCAAAGCAUGCAAGACAAGCACAUAAUGCAGGGGUCGGUGCCAGUUAGCCCUGCUGGCUGUAAGUGGUCCAAUAACAGUUGCACUUAUGAUGCUGUUUUGUUUGUGCUAUACAAUCUAUGGAAAUCGGAUGAGGCCAAGUACACCACAUCAUUCGCUCAUCUUCGCAACAGAUGGAUGGACAUGGCAUCCUUGUCGUUCAAGAAAUACAUAAAAGGGGAGUAUAAUUUGGAAGAAGAAUACGAGCGUUGA
Molecule: messenger RNA, 693 nt
Organism: Desarmillaria tabescens
Lineage: Eukaryota; Fungi; Basidiomycota; Agaricomycetes; Agaricales; Physalacriaceae
Exons: 2
Coding region: 1-693 (230 amino acids)
Source: RefSeq, a predicted model, not a curated record